Molecule: messenger RNA, 1455 nt
Organism: Melanaphis sacchari
Lineage: Eukaryota; Metazoa; Arthropoda; Insecta; Hemiptera; Aphididae
Product: splicing factor U2AF 50 kDa subunit-like
Exons: 11
Coding region: 52-1383 (443 amino acids)
Biological process (GO): mRNA processing
Cellular component (GO): nucleus; U2AF complex; U2-type prespliceosome
Molecular function (GO): pre-mRNA 3'-splice site binding; poly-pyrimidine tract binding
Source: RefSeq, a predicted model, not a curated record
GUUUUUUCACGUUUUUUUUAAAAACUCAAAGAAAUCGUUGAAUUCAAUAUCAUGUAUAGCAAACCCAGGAUAUCGGGCGAGUACAGAGAAAAAUAUCGUGACAAGGACCGAAAAGAACGUAGUGAAAGGCGUAGACAUUCACAAGAUAGGGACCGCAAAUAUCAUCGCAGACAUCGAUCAAAGAGUCUAGAAGGUCGUAGACGUAAUAGAUCUAAAUCACCUAAGAUUGAAUCUAGACGUAGAAAGCCACCUCUGUAUUGGGAUGUUCCAGCACCAGGUUAUGAACACAUGACACCUAUUGAAUACAAAGCAUUGAUAGCUAAUGGAAAAAUUUUGAAAAAUGUAUUGCCAAACGUCCCUUCAAAAACCUCUGAUGUUGGAUCAACUGUUAUACCUCAAGCAAGACGAUUGUAUAUUGGAAACGUACCAUUUGGUGUAACUGAGGAUGAAAUGACAGAGUUUUUUAAUGAGAAGAUACAUUUGUUUGGAUUCGCUCAAUCUGAUGGUAAUCCUGUGCUGUCGUGUAAAAUUAAUAUAGCAAGAAACUAUGCCUUUUUAGAAUUUAGGUCUACUGAUGAAACUACUCGAUCAUUGUCCUUUGAUGGCAUUUAUUUUAAAGGCUAUAACUUAAAAGUUAGACGACCACACGAAUAUCAGACUGCACUCGGAGUCAUUAAGAAUAAACCUAUAACAUUAGAUAUGAUGAAAUAUGAUUCCAGUUCAUUUGGUUUUACAGGUCUAAAUUCACAAAAUAAACUUUUUGUUGGAGGAAUACCAGGAAACUUUAAUGAGGAUCAGGUGAAGGACCUACUUACACCAUUUGGUCAGUUAAAAUCAUUUCAUUUGAUCAUAGACUUUGUCACUCGCUUACAUAAAGGUUAUGCAUUCUGUGAGUUUGAUGAUGGUGCAAUAACAGAUCAGGUCAUUGCUGGUUUGAAUGGUACGCCAAUUGGAAAUAAGAUAAUGAUUGUGCGUAGGGCUGGUGCUUGUUAUAGAGAUAUUAAGAUUGAACAAUCAUCUGUCCCAAUUCAAGUUCCUGGACUUUCAGUUGUUGAAACUAUAGGACCUCCUACUAGUCCUACUCAGGUUUUAUGUUUAUUGAACAUGGUAAAUACUAAUGAACUUAAAGAUGAUGAUGAAUAUAAAGAAAUUUUGGAAGAUAUUCGAGCAGAAUGCAAUAAAUAUGGCGGUGUUCAGUCAUUAAAAGUUCCUCGGCCUAUUGAAGGAAUUGAUGUACCUGGUUGUGGAAAAGUGUUUGUAGAAUUUAAUAAUUUUGAAGACUGCCAGAAAGCAUUAGAAGCUUUGUCUGGUAGAAUAUUCAACAACAGAGUUGUACUUACUUCUUACAUGGAACAAGAAAAAUAUCAUAAAAACGAAUUUUAAUAAAAAAUAUUACUGCCAUAUUGUUGGAUUUUAUUUUAAAAUAACAUUUUAAUCUUGUUUCUAGUUAAUAGU